ACGUCAUACUCCUGCGACGGAACUUACCACGUGGGAAGGAUUUAGCCGUGUCGAUGAGGUAAACAACCGCAGUGUAGCUUGGCUGUAUUUGUCCAUAAAAUAUAUAUAUUUCCAUUUCAUUUUGAACAAGCCUUAAGUUUUGCUUUGUAAAGCGGUUCUCUCUAGACCAUGCCCCACAACCCCGAUCAUCCUCCGGCGAAGAAAUUUAAGCCGGGGUCUCCUUUUUUCCGUCUUGACAAGAAGCCUGGGAUGCUGCUACCUAGAAAGGAAAAUGCAUCGGUACCAAUAGACGUGCAAAGGAAAAAUCUUCCCAUUUACCAGGCGAAGUCUCAACUCAUUAACCAGCUUAGACAGCUUCAUAGUGCUGUAUUGAUAGGUGAGACGGGUUCUGGGAAGACCACCCAGAUUCCUCAGUACCUGUAUGAAGCUGGCAUCGCGCGACAGGGCAUCGUCGCUGUGACACAGCCACGCCGAGUGGCAGCUAUCUCCCUGGCAACGAGGGUAGCAGAGGAGAAGAGAACUCAGCUGGGGAAACUGGUUGGCUACACGGUGCGAUUUGAGGAUGUCACCUCCUCGGAGACGAAGCUGAAGUUCAUGACAGAUGGUAUGCUCCUGCGUGAGGCCAUAGGAGACCCCUUACUGCUACGCUACACCGUGGUGGUGCUGGACGAGGCUCACGAGCGCACUGUGCACACGGACGUGCUUUUCGGAGUGGUAAAGGCUGCCCAGCGCAAACGCAGAGAACAGAACAAGAUCCCCCUCAAGGUAUGUGAUGUCAGCACCAUGGACGUGGACCUGUUCUCGAAGUACUUCAACAAGUCUCCUGUGCUGUACCUGGGGGCAGGCAGCAUCCCAUCCAGAUUGUACACACCAAGCAGCCCCAGUUCAGACUACCUGCAGGCUGCACUGGUGUCAGUCUUUCCAGUCCAAUCAGCCCCUGCGUCACAUGACAUCCUGGUGUUCAUGACAGGACAGGAGGAGAUAGAGGCGCUGGCUCGUACCUGCCGUGACAUCGCCAAGCACCUCCCUGACAGCUGUGGUCCCAUGACUGUCAUCCCCCUGUACGCCUCCCUACCCCCUUUACAGCAGCUCAGAGUCUUCCAGCCUGCACCGAAGGGUUGUAGGAAGGUAAUCCUGUCAACCAACAUUGCAGAGACGUCGAUCACCAUCUCGGGGAUCAAAUACGUCAUUGAUACAGGCAUGGUGAAAGCAAAACGUUUCAACCCAGAGAGCGGUCUGGAGGUGUUGGCAGUGCAGCGUGUAUCUAAAGCCCAGGCGUGGCAGAGGGCGGGCAGGGCUGGCAGAGAGGACUCCGGCUCCGUCUACCGUCUCUACACCGAGGACGAGUUUGACAACCUCAUCCCCAUGACCGUGCCUGAGAUACAAAGGUGUAACCUGGCCAGUGUCAUGCUACAGCUUCUGGCUCUGGGAAUCCCUGACGUGAUGAACUUUGACUUCAUGUCUAAGCCUUCUCCUGAGGCGAUGCGUUCGGCCGUGGAGCAGCUGGAUCUGCUGGGGGCUGUAGGGAGGAAAGGUGAGCAGGUCACCCUCACUCCUCUGGGCAAGAAGAUGGCCAGCUUCCCSCUGGAGCCARGCUAUGCCAAGACCAUCUUGCUGUCACCAGACUUCCAGUGUUCUGAGGAGGUGCUGACCAUCGUGUCUCUGCUGUCGGUGGACACGGUGCUCUAUAACCCGCCCGCACGCCGAGAGGAGAGUCUCGCCGCACGCAAGAAGUUCACCACCAGCGAGGGAGAUCACUUGACACUGCUCAACAUCUACAGAGCCUUCAAGAAAGUAAACGCCAACAAGGAGUGGUGUCGGGAGAACUUUGUCAACAGCAGGAACAUGWGCAUGGUUGGAGAGGUCCGUYCACAGCUCCGAGAGAUUUGCCUGAAGCUGAGCAUGAAGCUGGAGUCGUGUGGGUCGGACACGGGGAGCGUGCGUCGCUGCCUGGCCCACGGUCUGUUUAUGAACGCUGCAGAGCUGCAGCCAGAUGGCAGCUACACYGCCCUGGAUACCCACCAGCCUGUUGCCAUCCACCCCUCCUCUGUCCUCUUCCAGGCCAAGCCUGCUUACGUGGUCUUCAAUGAGCUCCUGCACACCUCCAAGUGCUACAUGAGGGACCUGUGUCUGGUGGAUGCUGAUUGGCUGGUCGAGGCCGCGCCUGAGUACUUCCGCCGGAAGCUACGCCCCACCAAGAGCUAGCCUCUGAUUGGACAGGACURUGGGGUGACAAGAGACUACAGCAGAACCAAACCUCCCUGAGCAGUGACACACCUGACCCACGUCUCCCUCAGUGUCAAUAGYAACUGGAUGGAGGCAUGAUGGGAAGAACAUCUUUCUACUCUUUCCUGUUUGCUGAAUCGCUCGUGUCUGUUUACACAAAGCGUAGAAAGACUCUUCAGCACUGCUCGUGUCGAAGACYGAACAUUUAGCAUUUGGUCUGAUAGUUUGGCAGCGUUCAGACAAGCAGCCCAAUUCUAAARUUUUUUUCACUAAUUGAUCUUUUUGAAAAAUCAGAUCAGCUCUGAAACAUAUUUGAUGUGAUUGAUUAAAAGACCAAUUAGUGGGGGGGAAUUGGGCUGCCUGUCUAAAUUCAGCCAAAUAGAGGGGGGUCUGGGUGAGGGMUCUUCUCUGGGUUCUUCUACCUAUUCAUGGGAAAGCGGCCAUGUUUUAUUACAGCAGACGUCUGCUGAACCAUAGAAGAGCUAGAUUCCCCUGACCUAGAUCCGAGGUUACAAACUAAUGUUCCUGUAACUGUGGUUACGAACUGACCGUUUCCUUGUUCAUUCUACUCUCCUCUAGCUGUUGGCUAAUCAUUGCUUGUUGCCACAUAUUUGCUUCACYACCAGAAAUGAGGUUUCAUCAUGAUUGAGUUCAAACACUGAUUUUAAAUAUCUGCAUGUUUCUUAGCAACAUAGAUUAACUCACAGAAGUGGGAUGGCAUGGUUAUUCCUUCAAACAAAUAUAUUCAACAACUGACUUGAAUUGGCUGUUCAUAUUUAAAUUCUGGCCCCUGGUCUAACUUAUUGGCUGUUUGUCACUUGCUUAAAAAAAACAGAGGACAUAUAUAACAUAACUGCCAUUCCAUGUACAUAAUAUUUUCUGUUGACAUAUUGAAAUAUAUAGAUACAUCACAGGAUUGAAUUAGAUGUUUUAAGCAGCAGAUUACAUAAACACUUGGGCAUAGGCUGACUUUUUGUCUUCAUUGAGUUUAGUCACACACAUCUACAUGCUGACAAAAUGACUCGUCUGUCAUUUGUCCUGAAAGGAUACCGAGACAUCUGUCCACAACAUUUGAGGUGGGUGGUCAUAGUGUGGCGGUUGGUUGUGUAUGUGUGUAUGUGUGUGUGUGUGUGUGGCUGGGUUAAUACGUUAUGGCGUCUGUCAGUUGAGGUGGUGUAGGAGGAGCGUAAUUGAAUGUCUUUCAUUAACAAACACCUGCUUUUUCAAACUGUUCACUCACUAUUACCUGAUGCAUGCUCCUGCUGCAGUAACUGGCAGCUCCAAAGACCGAUGCAUUGACCCUCUGGGUAAAUGGACUUCAAAGCUUAUUGUGAAGUUGGUCACAUCAGUUAGCCUGUUUUAAAUGUGGAGCACUGUUGCACAAAUUCCUGCUAAACCAUGUCAAGUAGGUGUACUCGUACAUUGAUAAUGCAAUGCAUGGAGAUUAUAUAGUAGGAAUUGAUUUGAUUACUCAGGUCUUUGAUACACUUGUAAAAUGUCUUGAAUGAAAUGGAUUGUAUCUAUUCGCUGUUCUCUUUUUGUAUUGUUCAGAGCAACCGGAGGAUUGAAGCUGUGGCGGCGGGAUUUGAACAGGGUGUCUGUUGUGCGGACAUGGCAUUUUCACCCAUCUUUCUAUUGUUAAAAAAAAAGAAAAAGAUAAUACGUAAAUAAUAUUGUCUUUAAACUAAAUGAAUGCCACAUUUAGAUCUUGAAGAGCAUCUUAACAUGUGAUUCCUAAAAUAUUUCUUUACGGAGAAUAUAAUAAUCAGAUAAUGUCCCAAAACAAGAAUGAUUGUUUAAAUGGGUGUGAUAGGUUUACACGAUAACCAAUGGUCAUAUGUUUGAUUGAAACGUCAUUGAUGACAGAAUAUUUGCGGUGUUUUAUUGGAUGAUAAACAACCUGACCUGAGUGUGUUUGAAGGUCAAAAGAUUAUAGUGGCGGAUGUGACAGGGUGACUUUAUAUAUUAUAUAUGCUGGUUAUUAUAUCCACUUGUUUUUUCUAAUGAAUUAAACAACUUUUCCUCAUCAA
Salvelinus sp. IW2-2015 is the source of this 4256-nucleotide messenger RNA. Its product is annotated as ATP-dependent RNA helicase DHX33-like. Gene Ontology annotation, biological process: positive regulation of transcription by RNA polymerase I. NCBI's taxonomy places the organism in Eukaryota, Metazoa, Chordata, Actinopteri, Salmoniformes, Salmonidae. Gene Ontology annotation, molecular function: double-stranded RNA binding; helicase activity. The record is from RefSeq and is a predicted model, not a curated record. Gene Ontology annotation, cellular component: nucleolus; intracellular anatomical structure.